Molecule: messenger RNA, 2167 nt
Organism: Pseudogymnoascus verrucosus
Lineage: Eukaryota; Fungi; Ascomycota; Leotiomycetes; Thelebolales; Thelebolaceae
Exons: 3
Coding region: 131-1945 (604 amino acids)
Cellular component (GO): lipid droplet
Source: RefSeq, a predicted model, not a curated record
CACAGCCAGGCCCUGAAGCAUUGUCAUGCGCCGCUCUUUCAGGAUCAGCUGGGAAAACCGAAUUCCAACGUAAUUAUCCCCCGAUAUAAAGCCGUCACAGUAUACGUACUGGGAUGUACCUAGCGCCCGAAUGGCUGCUGUUCGGCGAGGCCAAGAGCCAAUGAGGCUAGAUGUAUCAGACGCACAAUUCUCCGACCUACCAUUCAUCUCUGCCCUAUUUCUCAUCCGCUUCGACGCCAAAACUGGCUAUGCGAUAAGCUGGAAGAGCGCCCUCCCUGGGAUUGACCUCGAUGGUGGCGUCGAAUACAAAAGCCUGCCAUCCGGUUUACAUACAGUGAAGGAGGACCUGAUUUAUUUCGUGCAUGGGAAGCAUGCUGGACUGAGCGCAUUUAUUAGCACAGAGGCAUCCGAGGAGUCGCGAAAUGCGCGUAUGAUAGCUGUAGGCGUGCUAGUUCCUUUGAGUUACGGCAGACUUGGGAGGAGUUGGAUGCAUGCGGAGAAUCUGAAGCAGUUAGCUGAAAAACUUGCCGUUGAAACUCCCGACUUGACUCUUCUGGAAGAAUACUGGGACACGCAUAAGUUGCAAGACGGCAAGGGCUCCGCGCAAUUCGACUCAAUCCUCGACUCGCCUUCAAGCUUGGUAUUCAAGCCUCUGCCAGGUCGACUUAUACAGCACGAGGGGCACUCGAGGACACGCUCGGCAUCGGAUGGGGCGGCAUUGAUACCUCCGGGACAGAGCUUAUCACUUUACCAUCCUGCUUGGAGUCUGACCACGCUGUUGGAUACGUUCGGGCCGCUUGUAUUUCCUAUUUAUCGGUCUGCGCUGCUGCGGAAGCGCAUCCUAAUUUCCUGCCAUGCGCCAGUUCAGGAAACCUGUGACUUCGUUUAUGACUUAUCUGUCCUUUCCAAUAUCCCCCUUGCGGUCUCAAACCUCAUCAGCACUAGAUCGCCGUCCCAGCGUUUACGUCCUUUGUUUUCUAUCGGUGUGCAUGAUAUACCCCUCUUAGAGGAGGAUCUUCUAGCGUCGACACAACCUGAGGCUGUUGCCGGCGAUGAUUCUGACGAAGAGGAAGAUCUGGGGCAGGGCUGGAUUGCCUGCACGACAGAUGGAAUUUUGUCCACAAAGGCAAAACUUUAUGAUGUGCUUGUCACCAUGCCUCUUGCGCAUUCUCAAGAUGCUGCGAAGAAAGUCUGGCCUGACGUCAAAUUCCCCAGUGGAAAUGGUGUUAAAGCCACUCAGCGAGACCUCCGCCGCUAUAGAAGUCUGAUGUGGGGUCUCUCCCGGGCCAAGGUCGAACCGCAGAAUCCUUCCCCGGAAAGAAAUGACAGCGGAGGGAGACUUCGUCGGUCAGAUACGAGCACAACUCUGGUGGAGUCCCUAGUGCCAGAAUCUCCCCUGUCGAGUCUUCCGGAUACAGAUGCCAUAGUUGAACCUGUAUCGUGGACGGCACUGGCCUAUACGGGCUUUAUAUGGUGGGCUUCAGCUGGCGAGCGAAGCAUCGCUCUCGACGAUGAAACGGACCUUGAUAACUCACUCCUUGAUGGGCUAUCACUUGAACCUCAAGCACCUCGGACGUCUAAGGGACGUACAUUUUCAGGCGCCAGCACAUUUUCUCAAAGCGCUGAUUCAAGUGCGAAGAAAGAACUUGCCAUUAUCGCGUACUUCCACCGGUUGACAACGCUUAUACUCAAUACACUGUCAGACAUUGUUGAUGCUGCUGAUUCGGAUGAUGACGAUAUUGCUCCUCUGCGGCUUGGCGCUAGUAGAGAUGAAUCCGAGGCACCUCCCAUAAUUAUCAGCAGAGCUGACAUGAAACGGAUGGGCCUCGACGAGUGGAGUGCUGAUGAUCGCAGCUUCGCAGAAGACAUGAUGAAAGCAUACUUUGACCGUAGCGCGAAGGUUGAGAGCCACAGCGUUGAUAUUUGUGGUGUCAAGAUUUGUUAACCAGUGGUACAAUUCAUUGAGGAGAGAUUAUAUUCUGUUGUAUAACACCCAUGAUAUUAUACAAUUCAGGGCUUCGUAGAGUAGGAGUUCUGGCGUGGAAGGGUCAUGAAAUAUUCUGGGUUGGAAGAGAUAGGAAGAAAAGAUGACUAGGAAUAGCUUUUACGGGCUUAAAAAUUAGCUACGGGUUUAUAUAUAAACAGAACAAAUCUACAAUUUUUUUUA